Messenger RNA from Aspergillus brunneoviolaceus CBS 621.78, 786 nucleotides. Its product is annotated as alpha/beta fold hydrolase. The transcript has a single exon. Lineage: Eukaryota; Fungi; Ascomycota; Eurotiomycetes; Eurotiales; Aspergillaceae. The record is from RefSeq and is a predicted model, not a curated record. The coding region runs from base 1 to 786 and encodes 261 amino acids.
AUGCCGUUCGCCACCACAUCCGACAACCAAGAAAUCUACUACGAAACGCACGGCCCCGCGACCAGCGCAACCACGUUAGCGUUUGUAUCCGGCUACUUCGGGAUCACCGCGAUCUGGCACUCGCUGAUCACGCGGCUCAGCGCCCGCGGCUACCGCUGCAUCGCCCACGACAGCCGCGGAUACGGGCGCUCCGCCAAGCCGACCGCCGAAGAGGCGUACAGCAUCCCGCGGCACGCGGAGGACGUGCACGCCGUCCUCGCUGCCGCCGACAUCCCCCCGACAUCCCAACUGGUGCUGGUGACGCACUCGAUGGGCGGAAACAUCGGGGCGGCGUAUUGCCUCGCCCACCCGGGGCGGGUGGCCGGGCUGAUCCAGACGGGUACCUAUAUCGACGGGGCGCGCAUCCAGGCGAUCCUGAGCUACGAGGCCCUGACCUCUGGGGUGGAGAGCCCGAGCAAGUGUGUGGCGUUCUAUACGAACAUGGGGCUCGAGGAAGCGACGGCGCUGGAGGCGGCGAAGUGGCCGGCCUACUGUCGGAGAUACAACGCCAGGGCGUUGUUGGGAUGGGCGAUCGGGGAUGAUCAGUAUGCCGACCUCACGGUUCCGGGGUUGGUGGUGCAGGGGGAGUUGGACGCUGCGACGCCGGUGGAGCUGCUGUGUCGGCCGAUCGUGGAGGCGAUGCCGGCGUGUCGGUUGGCGGUGUUGCCGGGGGUGGCGCAUUUCCCGCCGACGGAGGCCCCGGAGGAGGUGGAGCGAUUGGUGGUCGAGUUUGUGCGGGGGUUGUGA